Molecule: messenger RNA, 969 nt
Organism: Gracilinanus agilis (Agile Gracile Mouse Opossum)
Lineage: Eukaryota; Metazoa; Chordata; Mammalia; Didelphimorphia; Didelphidae
Product: probable G-protein coupled receptor 132
Exons: 1
Biological process (GO): G protein-coupled receptor signaling pathway
Cellular component (GO): membrane
Molecular function (GO): G protein-coupled receptor activity
Source: RefSeq, a predicted model, not a curated record
AUGAGUGAUGGAAACUGUUCUAUCGAUUUUGAGAUUUUUAAGACCAUUCACAUUUCAGUGUUCUCCCUGGUCCUGUCUGCUGGUUUGCCCCUGAAUUGCAUGGCUACCUGGAUUCUUUUUUCCCAGGUGAGGAUGAAGAAUGUACUUAGUAUUUACAUGAUAAACAUGGUGGCUGCCAACCUCCUACAGAUUUUCACAAUUCCUUUCUGGAUCUACUAUAUCUACCUGGGGCAUAGAUGGGAACUAGGGAGCAAGGCUUGCAUGGCAGUUGGCUUUUGUUUCACCACAAAUUUCUAUGCCAAAAUUGCCUUUCUGUGCCUCAUCGCCAAGGAGCGCUACUUUCACAUUGUUUACGUGUUACGUUGCCAUGGCCUGAGCACUGUAUGCAGUGCUGUGAAAAUCAGCAUCAUUGCCUGGGUCUUUACAGUUUUCUUUUGCUCCCUAGGCUCCUACUUUAUAUCUCUAGAAAAAGAAGAGACCCAACUCUGCUAUGAAGGUUAUCCACUUUCACAGGACUAUGCCCUAUUCAGAAUGGCCACCAUGUUCUUUUCUUUCUUUGCACCAAUGGGAAUAAUGAGCUUUUUUUAUGCUGGCAUCUUGUGCAAAAUCAAGGAAGUGAGAAAUCUGGAAGCCAAGAAGCAAGUCUACGGCUGUCUUCUUCUCACUAUAGUCAUAUUCUUUUUGGUCUUUACACCUUAUCAAGUGGUUUCCUUCUACAAAAAUUUCUUGGAAAGCAGAAAAAGAGAAUCAGAUUUUUGUACAAAAGAGAGCAAGCUAUUCCUUUAUAGUGAAGCCACUUUAUGUCUAAUGAUCCUUGGGAACAUUCUGGAUCCUGUUCUUUACAUUUUACUCAUAAAAAGCACGCGGGAUAAACUUAAAGUCUCAUGCAAGUGUCUGUGUUCUUCACAAAAGGAACUGGUCACUGCACAGGAGAUGUUUAUACAGCCAAUAUAAGAAUCAAUUUUUUGA